GUGGGUUUGACCCUUCAGACUAUUCGGGUUUUGGUGCACAGGGAUUUGUGGCAAUAAUUACACCCGAAUUGGAUUCGUUUGUCAUUGAAUUGAUCGCGCACCCGUUUCAAUGUCAUAAUGGACAGGUUGCAUUCGUCCAUGCGUAAAAGGCUCUACAGUUUGCCACAGCACAUCGGGCAGAAAGCGUCCAUCAUGGGUGAUGCAGAAGACGCCGACAAGGACACCCGGAGGAAGAGCAUCCGGAUGAAGCCCCUGCCUUCCGCCGGAGCCCUCGGGGAGACCAGAAGUGGAGAGUGCGUGAUCAUGGAGACGGACAUCGGGAGACCCGUAAAGACCAGCUCCAACGGGGACUGCCGGAGGUUCCGAGGCAGCCUUUCUUCCAUCACCAGUAGGCACGUCCACGACUCGGAUGUAGCGGAGGAGAGGCGUCUGAUCACGGAGGGAGAAGUCACUCCGAGCGAGGAGAGCCCUCCUGGAGCCGCGGGCGGCGGUGGCGGCGGCGGGGGAGAGGAUGUCGCCGGUGCGAGCCAGCAGCAGCAACCGGGCGUCCCGGAUCAGCAGGCUGGCUUUAUAAAGCUGGAGGACAUCGAGCAGAUCCUGCCUGACGACGAGAGGUACUUUCAAGCGGGCUUCAUGCACAGGCAAUUCGGGUCGAUGCUGCAGCCCGGGGUCAACAAGUUUUCCCUGAGGAUGUUUGGGAGCGAGAAGGCGGUGGAACGGGAGCAAGAACGGGUCAAAUCAGCCGGCUUCUGGAUUAUUCACCCCUACAGUGAUUUCAGGUUUUACUGGGAUCUCACCAUGCUGCUCCUGAUGGUGGGAAAUCUCAUCGUCAUUCCCGUGGGCAUCACCUUCUUCAAGGACGAGCACACGCCGCCGUGGAUCGUCUUCAACGUGGUUUCCGACACCUUCUUUCUCAUGGACCUGGUGCUAAACUUCCGCACAGGAAUUGUGAAGGAGGACAACGCGGAGAUCAUUCUGGACCCUCAGCAGAUCAAGAUCAAAUAUCUGCGCUCAUGGUUCGUGGUGGACUUCAUCUCCUCUAUCCCCGUGGACUACAUCUUCCUCAUUGUGGAGACGCGCAUCGAUUCGGAUUUCUACAAGACGGCGCGCGCUCUGCGGAUCGUACGCUUCACCAAGAUCCUCAGUCUGCUGCGGCUGCUGCGGCUCUCGAGGCUCAUACGCUACAUUCAUCAAUGGGAGGAGAACGACACGUGGGGUCAGCAGUAUUCUUACGCUCUCUUCAAGGCCAUGAGCCACAUGCUGUGUAUUGGAUAUGGCAUGUACCCACCUGUCGGCAUGACAGACGUGUGGCUGACCAUCCUCAGCAUGAUCGUGGGUGCGACCUGCUACGCCAUGUUUGUCGGCCACGCCACGGCGCUGAUCCAGUCGCUGGACUCCUCGCGCAGGCAAUAUCAGGAAAAGUACAAGCAGGUGGAGCAGUACAUGUCCUUCCAUAAGCUGCCAGCAGAAAUGAGACAGCGAAUCCAUGAUUACUAUGAACACAGAUACCAGGGGAAGAUGUUUGAUGAAGAGAGCAUUCUGGGAGAACUGAAUGAGCCACUAAGAGAGGAGAUCAUAAACUUCAACUGUCGGAAGCUGGUGGCGUCUAUGCCGCUGUUCGCCAACGCAGAUCCGAAUUUUGUGACGUCAAUGCUCACCAAACUUCGCUUCGAGGUCUUCCAACCUGGAGACUACAUCAUACGAGAAGGAACCAUCGGAAAGAAGAUGUACUUCAUCCAGCAUGGCGUGGUGAGCAUCCUCACCAAAGGAAACAAGGAGACCAAGCUGUCGGACGGGUCCUACUUUGGAGAGAUUUGUCUGCUGACACGAGGCAGACGCACCGCCAGCGUCCGGGCCGACACAUACUGCCGUCUGUACUCUCUGUCUGUGGACAACUUCAAUGAGGUCCUGGAGGAGUAUCCCAUGAUGAGGAGAGCGUUUGAGACCGUCGCUCUGGACCGCCUGGACCGCAUCGGGAAGAAGAACUCUAUUCUCCAGCACAAGGUUCAACAUGACUUGAAUUCAGGGGUUUUGAACUACCAGGAAAGUGAGAUCAUCCAGCAGAUCGUGCAGCACGAUCGAGACAUGGCUCACUGCGCCAACCUGAUGCAGAGUCCGUCGCCGCCUACUCCUCCGUCCCCUACUCCCGUCAUCUGGGCUCCCCUGAUCCAAGCGCCUCUACAAGCUGCUGCCGCCACCACAUCGGUCGCUAUUGCACUAACCCACCAACCCCACCUCCCCGCCACUCUCUUCCGACCUCCGGUGUCCGUUCUCGGAUCGAGAAAUGAGCCGCCCAGCCAGCUGAAGAGGUUUCAGACAAUCGCACCAAAACCUGUACCAGCUGGUGACUCUCCAUCCGGUUCCCCAUCAAAGAAUUGUCCGGCAGUCGAUACGCCGCUUCUUGCAUCCCUCCGGACGCAGCACUCAUCAGGAGCAACUACUUCCAGCCAGCAAGCCGGAAUUUCAUCAUUCCCAUUUGGAAGCUUCUCUUCUUCAUCGGCGUCUCCGACUUCUAUCACUGCACAGCUCCAUUUGCAGCCAAGACAAAAGCAAGCCGUCGCUCCCAGUACUCCUCCACAAUCGGGACAUCUCCAAGCAGGAUUUCCAACUGGGAUCUUGGCUACAACCUCAUCGAAUACUAGCCCUCCUUCCACAGGCUUGUUCAGCCACGUACCCAGUCAAUUACUGCAUGGCCAACCCCCACCAAAACCCUCUCAAACGGGCUCCCUGCAGCAAUUUGCUACCGGAGGGGGCAAGACUUCCACUGGGUUGAACCUCUUCCACACUCCCCCACCAGGAUCCCCUGCUUCCAGCCAUUCCCAAGCCCCCGAGAGUUCCACGUCAUCCCAGAUCCCGCCCGCUUUAUCCACUUACCUUCCUUUGGAAAGGUCAGCGCUGGCCUUGCUUGCUCAGUAUGGCUCAGCGAACGCCUCGCCGUGCUACACCCCUCUAGCCCCGAGUCCGACCAUCCAGAGCCCCAUCACGGGGAGAACUUUCCACUACAGUGACCUUUCCAGCACCGCCGGCUCUCACACCUCCCUGCUCCUCCCGCAGUCCUCCUGCCCCGGGCAACUCCCAGGUCACCACUCUUCCGGCACAGACUCUCCACUGGGCCGCUUUUAUGAGGAUUUGAACAUACUGUCCAGCUCGCAUCCCAUAGAGGCAGCGGGUCAGUCUUCCCCUCGGGAGCCUGGUUACUGCCUCUCGCCGUAUUCGUCCCCGACGCUCACCCCCAAACCCUGUAGCUCGGUAUCAGGGCACAUGGUCGGCCCCGUACAGACUUCACCGGGCUCUCGAGGCCAAGCUUGUUCUAUAGGGACGUCACCUGCACUUUCUCUCCCACGCGCCUCCGACGGCCACCCGUCUGAAUUAGAACCGCUCCGCUCGAAGCUCCCUUCCAAUUUGUGAGGCUAAAUCACACCCUCCUAACUCAGUAAUAGAGAUCUUCCUCUGUGUGGCGUUUGACGUUUUCUUUCGUUAUCUCUGUAU
Molecule: messenger RNA, 3489 nt
Organism: Sinocyclocheilus grahami
Lineage: Eukaryota; Metazoa; Chordata; Actinopteri; Cypriniformes; Cyprinidae
Product: potassium/sodium hyperpolarization-activated cyclic nucleotide-gated channel 4-like
Exons: 7
Coding region: 118-3408 (1096 amino acids)
Biological process (GO): potassium ion transmembrane transport; sodium ion transmembrane transport; regulation of membrane depolarization
Cellular component (GO): HCN channel complex; membrane; axon
Molecular function (GO): voltage-gated potassium channel activity
Source: RefSeq, a predicted model, not a curated record